This is a messenger RNA of Erythranthe guttata (spotted monkey flower), 1822 nucleotides long. NCBI's taxonomy places the organism in Eukaryota, Viridiplantae, Streptophyta, Magnoliopsida, Lamiales, Phrymaceae. The record is from RefSeq and is a predicted model, not a curated record.
GAUUUUUUAUAAUUUGGGCUCGAUUCAGAUGAAUGUUUGGUGAUUUUGGUAGUGAAGAGUUUGAUAGGUUAAUCGGAGUAAUUUGUGAACCUCGAAUGGGCAUUGAAUUCGCUUGCUACUCGUCUUUGACUUGCCUUGUUGUGAGAGCUUCGUAGUUGAGAAAUGGCGCUGUUUUCGUUAAUUCUUGUUCUUCUUUUGCAAUUAUCAAAAAUAUCCACUUUCGAGCUAUUGAACAACGAAAUUUCGUGUGGGACAUACCAAAUCAGCCACGUCGGUGAUUUUAGUCACGAAUUGUUUUACAUAGACGGGAAAACGGUCGAUGUAAAUAUCUUUUGUAAGUCUUUGAGAAAUUACCGUGACAAGGAUUGCUUCCCUGAAAAUGUCAGGUUUCAGUACUGCAAACAAUUAGGAAGAAAAUCACUAAAAGAUGUGGUUAGAGAAGAACAUAGUCGAGUCGACGAUGAUAAAACAUCUUCAAAUGGGAAAGAUAAAUACGAUAAUUAUAUAUUAAAACCGAAAAUGUUAGCCAUCGCAGUACCUGGUUUCUUCCUUUUAUGUUGUGCAUUACUUUGUCCGUGUUUCCAAGCGAGGAAAAAAGAUUCUAGCCAUGACAUGUUAUUCAAGGAGCCGAAUUCAAUGGAUUCAGUUUCGUCUUUAGAAAUGAACACCGUGUUCGAAAAAUUGCCCGGCAGUCCAAUGAGAGCUCCGGCAAGCCCGCUUAGAGUGCCGCCAAGCCCGUCACGUUUUUCCAUGUCACCGAAACUAAACAGACUCGGUUCAGUUCAUCUGAAUAUGGGCCAAGUUACAAGAGCUACGCAUAAUUUCUCUCCAUCGUUAUUGAUUGGUGAAGGCGGCUUCGGAAAUGUCUACAAGGCUGAACUGCCAGAUGGACAGGUCGUUGCUAUCAAACGAGCAAGAAAGCAGGAGCAUUUUGACGCAAUGAGGACUGAAUUCAGAAGUGAAGUUGAACUUCUGUCGAAAAUCGAUCACCGGAAUCUGGUCAAGCUUCUUGGCUAUGUUGAAAAAGGAAACGAACGCCUCAUUAUCACAGAGUAUGUACCCAACGGUACCCUUAGAGACCACCUAGAUGGUAUCAAGGGAAAGAUAUUGGAUUUCAAUCAGCGUCUCGAAAUUUCCAUCGAUGUCGCUCAUGGAUUAACGUAUCUCCAUCUAUAUUCUGAGAAGCAAAUUAUCCACAGAGAUGUAAAGUCCUCGAAUAUUCUAUUAACCGAGAGCUUUAGAGCAAAAGUUGCGGAUUUCGGUUUCGCUAGGUUUGGUGACGAUGCUGGUAAAACGCACGUAUCCACCAAAGUAAAAGGCACGGUUGGUUAUCUCGAUCCAGAGUACAUGAGAACAUUUCAACUCACUACAAAGAGCGAUGUUUACUCUUUCGGAAUAUUGUUGCUUGAAAUUUUAACGGGCCGUAGGCCCGUUGAGUUGAAGAGACCACAUGAUGAGAGGGUGAUUAUUAAAUGGGCGUUUAGGAAAUACAAUGAACGGAGAUAUUCGGAGAUGGUGGACCCACUAAUGAACGAGACGAUAGAAGAGGAGAUUUUGGUGAAGAUGUUUAGUUUGGCGAUACAAUGUGCUGCGCCUACACGAGUCGAUCGGCCCGAUAUGAAAGCCGUUGGCGAACAGUUGUGGGGGAUUAGAAUGGACUACUUGAAAAGUGAAAGGAAAGGGUGAAAUUAGAAACAUGAUUUUGUGUCGAUUGUUUUGUUCAUCUCAAUUGUCAUUCUUACAGAGUUUGUUGUAUCAUCAUUUUAGGUUGAUGAAUAUCAAUUGCAGUUCUGAAGAAAAUCUUAGCAUUGACUUGUUCAUA